Molecule: messenger RNA, 4223 nt
Organism: Pecten maximus
Lineage: Eukaryota; Metazoa; Mollusca; Bivalvia; Pectinida; Pectinidae
Product: angiopoietin-4-like
Exons: 7
Coding region: 1-1782 (593 amino acids)
Source: RefSeq, a predicted model, not a curated record
AUGGUGGAAUAUCAACGAAUUUUACAAGAUCAGUGCGUAUUGUCGUUUGCAACAAAUGAGAGGCAUUUAAACACAUUGAGAGCGGAAUUAUUUAGACUCAAAACAAGGGGGCUACGUGCAAAGGUCAAAGGAGGAUCUCAGUUUAGAAAAUUUAUGAAAGAUAUUGAACAAUGUAAGUAUUCAUGGGAAGUACCUCUGCAAAGACACGAGUGUGAAGUUUUAUUACAGAAACAAAAGGAAGAAAUGGAAACUUUAAAGAAAGAAAAUGCAGAUCAGAAGAAAGAAUUAAGUACCCUAGAAGAGAAAUUUUAUAGUUAUAUCAAAUCCACAGAAAAACAGUCAAUGACGUCAGGAAAGGAUAAUUUGGAAAACCACACUAUUCCCAUUAAACGAAAACCAUUUGAAGACUGCACUCCAGCAUACCAGUCAAAAAGGAGGAAAUGUGAUGCGGCAGCUUGUAAGACAGCUCUGAGUUUCUUGGAACAGGAAGGUGUGAAACCAAUAUCUGUGUUAGUUUCAAGAAAUGGGAAAAAAAAGAAGUUCUCCAGAUCUAUGAGAGUGAGAAUAAAGAAAAUCAUCAAAAUAUGGAUCAGUGACAAAUUAUUUAAUCUGUUGAUUGCAGAACUUAGGGUUUUAGAUAAUAUUACUGCCAACACCACAUUUAAGUCAGACUUGGACAGGAAAAAAGUGAAACACAUUGCAUCUCUGGAAAGCUUUUUACAAAGGCUGGGUAUAAAUUUUGAGCUCCACAUCAAUAGAGAAACCAAUAAACUAGAGUUUAGAGAAUUAACUGGUCCUGAAAAACUGAAAAUUCUCCGUCAUUUUAAAGCUAGCGAAUUAUUUGAAGACCAGGUUAGAGCAGGUCUGGUACAAAAGGUGUGGGAUGAUUUUAAACAACUGAAUGAACUGAUUAAGCUUGAAAAACCAAACGCAGAUGAUGUUGAAAGUUUAGCAAAGGAAUGGUGCGAAUUGUACGCAAGCACAUUUCAGACAAGGGACAUUACUCCUUACAUACAUGUUUUAAGAUACCAUGUUGCAGAGUUGAUUAGACUCCAUGGCAAUAUAGUGUCUUUCAGCCAGCAAGGUCUUGAGAAGCUAAAUGAUAUGAUAACAAAGCAAUACUUCCGUGGAAGUAGUCACAAGGGAAUUUUAGGCAAUUGUUCCCAUAUCAACAUCAAAUCUCCCUCUGGUGUCUACAAAACUGAAACACAGGAAGGCAAAAGUCUCGACUUGUUCUGUGAUACGGACACUGACGACGGACCGUGGACCGUAAUACAGAGACGAACAAGUGGAGAUGUUGAUUUCUAUCACAACUGGACAGACUACAAGAACGGUUUCGGAGAUCUACUUGGAAAUUUCUGGAUUGGCAAUGACAACCUGCACCUCCUAACUACCACCCCGAGGAUCCUACGUGUGGAACUAGAGGCCUGGGACGGGACAAGAGGAUAUGCCCAGUACUCAGAAUUCCAGGUGGCCAAUGAAGAUCAGAAUUACCGACUUCUCGUACAAGGGUUCUCCGGCACCGUUUUCUAUGAUGCCAUGGACUACCAUAGUGGCCAAGCCUUCAGCACGUACGACAGGGACAACGACCACAUAUCUGAUAACUGUGCCAUGGAACUACUGGGUGGUUGGUGGUACAAAGCAUGUUAUCACACAAACCUGAACGGAGGAUAUUUUACAUUCACUGGACAAGAGAAUUCCGAAGCAAUGGACUGGUGGUACUUCCCUAGCUAUAGCCAUCUAGCCAUUCCUUUGAAGAAAUCCAAGAUGAUGGUUCGAUAGAUACAUGAAGGUGUAGGAUCUACCAGAUGAAAAUGUUAAGGAACUAGGACCCUGUUACUUUAAAUUCAAUACUUGUGUCAAACCUCCUUGAUGUACAUACGUAUCACAAUACAUCAUUAUUGUCAACAACAACAACAAAAUCUGAAAUGUUGACAACAAUGAUAAUUAUUACAAUGUAUGUAUCUAAGACGUCAAAUAUAAAACUCUUAUACAAUACAUCAUUCCUGUGCGAACAUACCUGUACAAAUAUUAGACUGUUGUACAAUACAUCAUGCUUGUAAAAAUAUAAAACGGUAAUGCAAUACUUCAUACCUCUACAAAUAUGAUAAUUUAUAGAGUGUUUCAUACCUGUACAAAUAUACAUCUGUUAGACAAUACAUCAUAACAAUAUAAAACUGUCAUACAAUACAUCAUACCUGUACAUAUGUAAUGUUAUACAAUACAUUAUAACUGUACAUAACACUGUAAUACAAUACAUUAUACCUGUACAUAACACUGUAAUACAAUACAUUAUACCUGUGCAUAACACUGUAAUACAAUACAUCAUACCUGUACAAAAACCAAUAAAAUACUAUUAUUACAAUGUAUAAUGUAUGUUCAAAAAUAAAACUAUGAUCAUAAUAUAUCGAAAGUGCAAAUAUCAAAGGAAAUCAGUUUCGUUAUAUAUCAUAUGUUUUUAACAAACGGUUAUAUAUUUCACAACAAUAAAAAUUAUGGUGAUCAAGGAGGUAAAUUCUACUAAAAAGAAACUAUAACAAACUUAAUUUAUUAUCAUUUAAUACCUGUACCUGUGUAAAUGUAUAAUUUAACAAAAGCUAUAUAGGUAAUAAUAUGUGCUGGGCACCAAACCGACCAUGUUGGUUUUCUCUGGGUACUCCGGUUUCCUCACAAUUUACGUGUGAUAUGCCUUCUCGUCUAUUUAUCAAAAAAGUAUAAAACAACAACACUUAUGAUAAUAGUUAUUAUUAUAUAGAGGGUAUUGAAAGGUUUCCCGUUUAAUAUAACAUAUAUUUCACGAGUAUGACAGAAUAUCGAUAUUUUCACGAGUGCGAAGCUCGAGUGGAAAAUAUCGAAAUAUUCCAUAUAAUAUAUAAUAUAGUGUUGGCAGGUAGCACUCCACAGAUACAACAAUCACAAAUCAAUAAAUAUUGGGAUUGUUUUUUUACAAAAGCAUGUCCAUUGUGUUUUGUGAAGAACAUGUGUACACUAAAUGAGGCAAAUUGAGGUAAAUACCGGAGUUGCAUAAAGCUUUGUAGAGCACCUAUGUCCGUCUUUUUAGUAUAUCUCAAACCUAAAUUAGAAGUUGUUAUUUGUUAUCAUUCUAAGGAAGACAACUCUUUAUUACAUAUAGGCUACAUUAACAGUUUUUUGCUAUAUCGUGGGAGGAACUUUCAUGAAAAGGGAGAUAACUCUUAAACAGCGAUAAUGAAUUCUGAUUAAAGUUAAGUUAUUGAUUUUUGCCAACAUGUUUUGUUAAGAAUACCAUAGGAUAAGUUAAAAACAAGGUGGAUACCUCUAGGGCAAACGUUGAAAUCAAUAGAUAUUUCUUCGCGUCUUGAUAAAUGAGAAUAACAUCGAUGAAGGCUGGGUAUUUAAAGAAAAUCUCUUUUUUUUAUUAUUGCUAUUCCUUUUUUAUGCUGCUUGCAAAUUUUUGAUUACCAUACAUUUUGACUAUAAUUCAAAACUUUUUUUACAUGUAUUAUCGCUAGCCCAUUAAAUUUGGGCAUUACUUUGCUUUGUUUUCUGGGUUUCUUUUAUGAUGAUGUUAUUUCAUCAUUCAUGCAUUAUAUUUUUUUGUUGACAUAUUCCCAAAUAUACAAAACACAAUUAUAAUUAUAAAAAGUGGACCUGAGAUGUUUAGGAUUUUAAUGUACGAAUCCGUAUUCGACAGUAUCAUAAUAACAGGUUAUGGGAAAUAUUCAGUCUCCAUUAAUCCCUAAUAUGACUUUGUAUUCGGCAGUUUCAUACUAACAGGUUAUAGGAAAUAUUCAGUCUCUCUGAAUUCUUUACAUGAAAUUUUGAUGAACAUUUAUUUUGGUGUUUAAGCAACAUAUUUUUGCAAAAUGUUCAUGUUAUGUUGAAAUUAAAGCCCUUUAGCAAAUAUUUGCGUUCCCUUCUGGCACUUUUUUUUAUGAGACAUUUUGUAUACAUAUAGUUGCAUAAGGUGACUCGCUUACGCUAUAUUACUUCAAAGAGGAGAGGUGACGUCAGAUAAAUCGAUAUCAAACCGCAUCCCGUAUCAAUUGUAUGUGGCUGAAUGUUUGUUUUUAUUCAGCAUUCUACAUAAAUAGCACGCCUUGUUUACAUUUUUUUUCAAUAAUUGCUACAUAUCAUUUUUAAUGAUCGAUUUUGUACCUGCUGUCACGAUACAUAGUAUAACGUAUUUCACUUUGCACGAUAUUUUGACGUUCAAUUCUUCAAUAAAGAGCUUAUAAAAGACA